AUGAUCGGGGUCGACUCCAAGAUCGGGUCUGGUGAAACGCCACCAAACCUGACACCACAGCUCGUCAAGACUUUCGACAAAGGCACAGUUGGAGGUGACGAGUAUGGCGAAUUCACCGGGUUCGGCAAGGAUGGGCAAGGCGAGGCGAUCUUUGGCCCUGCGAGUUCCGUUCCCUUGAACCGUCGCAAGAAAGUCAUCAUUGUCGGGGCAGGCAUCAACGGAAUCCAGCAAGCGACCGUCCUCCUGAAGGAUGGCUACGUCAAACAUGGCGACAUCCAGAUCCUGGAUGCACUCGACGCCUACGGCGGCGUCUGGCAGAAGAACAAGUACCCUGGCUGUGCAUGCGACGUUCCCGCAAUGAUCUAUACGACUUCUUAUCACAUCAAUAAAAAUUACACUCACUUCUACGCGGAAAGAGCACAGAUCGAGGAGUAUUAUACCAACUUUGCCCUCCAAUAUGGUCUUGACAAGUGCACCCAGUUCCAGAGCUUUGUCAGAUCCUGCGCGUGGGACGAGGACCUGAUGGUGUGGCAUGUGGCAGUGUCGAACAAACGGACUGGCCAGACUGAGCAUUGGAUCGCCGACUUUGUCUGUCAAUGCAUUGGAAGUCUUGAUCGACCGAAAUGGGGCAACACUCCUGGCAGAGAGAACUUCAAGGGCAUCUCCUGGCACACUGCCCACUGGAGGCACGACGUCGACCUCACCGGUAAGAAGGUGGCCAUCAUUGGCUGUGGGCCGAGCGCAGCACAGCUUCUGCCCGAGAUCAUCGACAAACCUGAGCAUCUGACUGUGUAUAUGCGGACCCCGCCGGUCUGUGUUGCAAGAGGUGAUUUUGCGUACUCGGGUCUCUUCCGGUGGGCCCUGAAAUGGAUACCCUUGUUUGCGUGGGUGGUCAGGACUUACAUGAACCUGGAGAUGAUGCGGGAAUGUCGCCCGAUGGCCACAGACGGCGACCCCAUGAAUGACAAGAUGACCGAGGAAGCCAUCAGGUACAUGGAGUCACAGAUUUCGGACCCAGAACUGCGGGAGAAAGUCCGACCUCAUUCAAAGUUUUUCUGUAAACGACCGCUCCACCUCGACAAGUUUUAUUCCUCUUUGGCAAAAAAGAACUGCACGGUGUUGAGAGAAGACCUUGUCCGGUACACCGAAAAGGGUGUGUUGUCCAGGGACAAGUCGACCGGCAAGGAGACGGAGCGGGAGUACGACAUCAUCAUCUUCGGCACGGGCUUCAACGUCGCCCAAUUCCUCGAGCACGAAAAGGUGACGGGCCUCAACGGGCUCGAUCUCCAGGUCAAAUGGAAAGAACAUCCCGAAGCUCUCUACGGCCUGGCAACCAGCCAAUUCCCCAACAUGUUCUACUGCUUUGGUCCGAACUCGGCCCACGUCUGGUCCUCGCAGCAGGACAACUGGGAGCGACAAGCGCGGUUCGCGGCCAAGGUCGUCAAGGAGGCGGUCCUGAGGCAGAAGAGAGGCGUCAAGCUGGCGAUCCAUCCACGGCGAGAUUUUGAGCACGAAUACAACCUCGAGGUCCAGCGCAGGCAGACGGGGACGUUUGUCUGGGCCCGUCCGGACUGUGUCACGUACUACAAGAACGAUGACGGGUGGAAUACCUUCACCAUGCCCUGGACGUGGUGGCAGUUCCGGCGCAUGUUGAGCAAGAUUCGUUGGGACCAGUGGGAGGUCAUUGAGAAGCCGGUGAGCAAGGUGCAGAUUGAGGGGAUGUAG
This is a messenger RNA of Fonsecaea nubica, 1725 nucleotides long. RefSeq lists its product as hypothetical. The record is from RefSeq and is a predicted model, not a curated record. Bases 1 to 1725 code for a protein of 574 amino acids. The transcript has 4 exons. Lineage: Eukaryota; Fungi; Ascomycota; Eurotiomycetes; Chaetothyriales; Herpotrichiellaceae. Gene Ontology annotation, molecular function: NADP binding; flavin adenine dinucleotide binding; N,N-dimethylaniline monooxygenase activity.